AUGGAGAAGUACGAGGCUUCGCCGCAUGGACUGAUACAAACCGUUCGCGAUGGCCUUCCUCAAUUGACUUGGUCCACAUUUUUUGCUGUUCUGGUCUUUUCAUGCAUCGCAACCCGGAUUAUCACAGGGCUUCAAUGCAGGCAUCAUGAACAUGAUCCAACGGAGCCGCGUACUGCCAGGCUGGCGCCUUAUUGGGCUCCUUGGAUUGGACACAGUCUGUCCUUUGUAUGGGACCAUGUCAAAUUACUCUCUGGGUUUCGGGAUUCCAUGAAUGAGCCUGUAUUUGGCAUUUAUCUACGCGGUGUCAAGCACGAUGUCGUGGUGUCACCCUCGAUGAUGAAGACAGUCUUGUCUUCACAGGAUGCAUCCAGUACUGCUACCCUUGAUCAGGCACUGCAGAACGUCUUUGGCAAUCGCGGUCUCGUGCGCAAUUUGAAUCUGAACAGGGAGAUUCGUGAUGAUGUCUCCAGUAUGAUCGACCGAGAACCAUUUGCCAGUGCAGCUACCACAAAUAUUUCCCGUUUGGUGAAGCGCCAUGUCCCCGAUUUGGUCACCUUCUCCCACAGUGUGGUUGACCAAAUGCCCUGGGAGCGCGCAAGCCAAGUAACGCUCCUCGACAAUCAGGAUCAGUCUGUCUGUAAGGUCAAGCUGUUUUUGCUUAUCAAAAACUUUGUAGGCCACAUAACCACUUCCAUCCUAAUGGGCGAAGCCUUUGUGGAGGCCUUUCCAGGUCUGUUGGAAAACCUUUGGACACUCGACAACAACUUCGUGACACUAUUCGUGGGCACUCCCCGCUGGAUUCCAUCACCUGGUGUUUCCGCGGGUUAUGCAGCGCGGGAUCGUCUUAUUCAUAUAAUGUCGAUCUUUUCCCGGGCGUUCACUGCGUGGGAUGAUGGAGUCGACCCAGGGAUUGAACUUCGCGACCUGGACGAUGUGUCUGAAUUGGUCAAAGAACGAAUGCGAACUUUUCGAAAGCUGGAGCUGUCUCCCGGGGCUAGCGGUGCAGCACUCUUGUCCCUGUACUGGGACACGAUAGAGCACACAACGAAGAUCAUUUUCUGGACCGUUCUCCAUAUCUUCUCGGACCCUGCGCUCCUCAAGGAUAUCCGCACAGAGAUAUCUCUGCACACGAGGGCAUCACGGCCCAGUCGCGGGGAAACUGGAUUUCCGAUUGAUUCACCUCCUCAACUCACUCUCGACCUCGAAAAAGUCCUCGAAACAUGCCCGAUGUUGAAAUCAUGCUAUUACGAGUCUGUGCGUUUGCACUCAGCGGGCAUUUCCUUCAGGAAACUAGAAUCAGAUUUGACCCUGUCCGAAUCCACCGAAGAAGCCUCCCACCACUCGAGUAAUCCUCGCACGUACCUCCUCCGGAAGGGCGAGAGGGCAAUGGUGCCACAUGGUGUCUACCACAACGACUCUCGGCAUUUUUCAAACCCGGACCAGUAUGACCCCCUCCGGUUUAUCGUGACGGACCCCGAUUCUGGAGCAAAACGAGUAAAUAAGAGCGUCCUUGCGCCAUUUGCGGAUGGACUAUACGGGUCUAAAGGAAACAGCUUCAAUGAGAAGGAAAUACUGGCUGUUACUGCGGCGAUUGUGUCGAUGUGGGAGAUUGAAUCCGCCGACGGGAAUGGCCUCGCCAUCCCGGGCCAUAAACCCACUUGGGGGGCUUUUCGACCUGCAAAGGAUGUGAAGGUGAAAUUGAAGCUGCGGGUAUGA
Molecule: messenger RNA, 1716 nt
Organism: Penicillium lagena
Lineage: Eukaryota; Fungi; Ascomycota; Eurotiomycetes; Eurotiales; Aspergillaceae
Exons: 2
Coding region: 1-1716 (571 amino acids)
Molecular function (GO): oxidoreductase activity, acting on paired donors, with incorporation or reduction of molecular oxygen; heme binding; monooxygenase activity
Source: RefSeq, a predicted model, not a curated record